Wallemia ichthyophaga EXF-994 is the source of this 1317-nucleotide messenger RNA. RefSeq names its product Eukaryotic translation initiation factor 3 subunit E. The record is from RefSeq and is a predicted model, not a curated record. Lineage: Eukaryota; Fungi; Basidiomycota; Wallemiomycetes; Wallemiales; Wallemiaceae. Gene Ontology annotation, molecular function: translation initiation factor activity. Bases 1 to 1317 code for a protein of 438 amino acids. Gene Ontology annotation, biological process: translational initiation. Gene Ontology annotation, cellular component: eukaryotic translation initiation factor 3 complex; cytoplasm; nucleus. The transcript has 2 exons.
AUGGCUCAGGCUCAGGAUUUAACGUGGCAUUUACUCCAAUUCUUGGAUCGACACUUAUCACUCCCACUAGUAAAUCACUUGACUGAGUUGGGUAUUUACAGCCAGAGUGAUUUAGUUGAAGCGCAGUAUGAGCUGGUUAAGAAUACAAACAUGGUUGACUACAUGGAAUCACUCAAACCCGGUAACACUGAAAACCCUGACAAAUCCCACUUAAUCCACAAGCAAGAAGAUUUUGAAGCCACGAGUGCUGCGAUUAGACGGGCGUUAGAGGACCAGGAUAUUAAAUCCCAGAUUAGCUCCCACGACAACACCAAGAACUGCGAAAUCCUCACCUCCAAAUUCAAUUUACCUGUGUCUUCUUUCGAAGUGCUGUAUGAAUAUGGCACUUUUCAAUUCAGCUGUGGUAAUUACACAGCUGCUGCCGAGUAUUUCUAUCACUACAGACUACUAUCCACCAACUCAACCACUCUCCUCUCCUCCCUCUGGGGCUUACUCGCUUCUAAUAUCUUGAAAGGUUCUUUCGACGACGCUCUCUCGAAUUUCAACACCCUUAGAGAGUCUAUUGAUCGUCAGCAGAACUCUCAAGAUAAGGGUACUGUCGUACAAUUGCAACAGCGUACCUGGCUCUUACACUGGGGUUUGUUCAUUUUCUUCAACCACCCACAAGGCCGUGAUUUACUUGUCGACCUUCUUUCACACACUGCUUACCUUAACACCCUCCAAACUGCCUGUCCUUGGUUAUUAAGGUACUAUGCCACAGCUGUCAUUGUUACAAGCAGAAAUUCACCCCAACAAUCUAAAUUGAUUAGGGAUUUAGUUAGAGUGGUUACUAUUGAGCACUAUCAAUACACUGAUCCAAUUACUAAACUCAUUGAUGCUCUUUACACUCACUUCGAUUUCACUCAAGUUGAAAAACAUCUCAAAGACACUGAAAAGGUCUUUGUACACGAUUUCUUCUUAUCUUCCCACCAUCUCAAACAAGUCUUCUUUAACAACAUACGUUUUUACAUCACACAUGCUUACUGUCGUAUACACUCGCAUGUCAGUGUUGCUGAAGUGGCUAAUAAGGUUGGAUUAAAUGAAGCAUCUUUCUUACAGUGGUUGAGUGAGCAGCCGGAGCAACAAAAUGACAAUGAAAAGGCAUUUAUCGUCGCCUCAGACAACACCAUCCACAUACCUCACAAUCAACAAUCCAUUGUCACUUCCAUCCUCGACAGAUCUGCUGCCAUUGCUCUACGCUCUCAAUCCAUCAAGAACGCCCUUGAUAGCGCACUCGAGUAUCCACCAACACCUUCAGCAGAUGUUGAAGUCAAGUGA